AACUGGUUUCCAGUCGCAGUAAGAAUGGCAACGGGUGUGAACAGUUUGUUGCGUUGCAGUUCAUUUGUAAUUGUUCUGAUUUGUAUCAUUGCUGUGUGCCCGUCCAAAAACGAUGGUAUCAGUGCUGCCUGUGGAAAGAGAAAGAUAAAUCUUCAACAGUUGGUCACCCACGGAUACACGACAAAUCCGGGUGAAUUUCCGUGGCAUGCAGCGCUGUUCAUGCUUUCGGGCUUUCAAAAGUCCUACAUCUGUGGUGGAUCACUGGUAAACGAGUUGAGCAUCGUCACUGCGGCGCACUGUGUGGUAGAUCCCAGCACUAGGCAGGUGCUAUCUCCGGCCAGUUUGUACGUGCAGCUGGGAAAGUUCAAAUUGAACUUGUAUGGGGACUCGGUUCAAGAGCACGCCGUGCAGCAGGUCAUUACCCAUACAAACUUUCAGUCGACAACGAGUAAAUUUGACAUAGCGAUAUUGAAAUUGGCUACCCAAGUGAGAUUCACGGAUUACGUGCAGCCCAUUUGUGUGUUUCCUCAGCCACAGCCGAGCUCCGGUGAUGGGUCGGAUGAAGGCGUCGUAGUUGGAUGGGGUUACACGGAGUUUGAUGCUCUGUCGGAUGCCCUGAAGGCUACUACGGUGCCACUGAUCAGCUACACCAAGUGCUUGGAAAGCAAUCCGGAUUUGUUCGACAGGACUCUUUACGAUGGCAUGUUUUGCGCUGGAUAUACAAAUGGAACAAACGUAUGCAACGGUGACAGUGGCGGUGGGCUGUACUACAACCGGAACAACGUUUGGUAUCUGAUAGGAAUAGUGUCGUUCACGGCUGCAAGGGAUACGGAUUCGAAUUUGUGCAGCACUAACGAUUACACCGGGUUCACCAAAGUAUCGGCAUUUGAGGAAUUCGUUGUGAAAUCCUGCGGACUGGUGGUGCCACCUCAAGCUGAGGCAACUGAUCAACUCGAGCUGGGACAUGGGAAGAAACAAAAGUAUUUCCACGCGUCUAACUUCAACGUGGCUGAAAAAAUCAAUUGGUUUCAAGCCGCGGAUUACUGCAGGUCACUUAGGAAGCACCUGGCUGAAGUUAAAUCCCCGGAGGAUAAUGCCAAGGUGAAGGAAAUUGUUCGGCAAGGAGGUAUGGAGAUAGAUGCCAAUGGAGUGGCGCGGAACAAGCAGUACUGGAUCGGGGCCAAUGAUUUGGGAGUUAACGGGCAAUUUCGGUGGCAGUUUAGUGGAAAGCCUGUAACCUUUACUCACUGGAGACACAACGAACCCAAUGAUAUGAACAACAACCAUAAUUGUGUAGCGGUUUUGGGUAAUAAACAAGCAUUCUGGAUUGACACGAAUUGUAAGGGUAAAAGGCAGGUUCUUUGUGAAUAUUUGAAAUAAAGUUAAAUAUCGUUAUGCAUAUCCUUCUGACAUUGA
This is a messenger RNA of Ochlerotatus camptorhynchus, 1416 nucleotides long. RefSeq names its product chymotrypsin-like protease CTRL-1. The transcript is spliced from 3 exons. Bases 25 to 1380 code for a protein of 451 amino acids. Gene Ontology annotation, molecular function: serine-type endopeptidase activity. Lineage: Eukaryota; Metazoa; Arthropoda; Insecta; Diptera; Culicidae. The record is from RefSeq and is a predicted model, not a curated record. Gene Ontology annotation, biological process: proteolysis.